Gadus macrocephalus (Pacific cod) is the source of this 5118-nucleotide messenger RNA. It is a transcript of the gene ano9b, whose product is annotated as anoctamin 9b. Gene Ontology annotation, cellular component: plasma membrane. Lineage: Eukaryota; Metazoa; Chordata; Actinopteri; Gadiformes; Gadidae. The record is from RefSeq and is a predicted model, not a curated record. Gene Ontology annotation, biological process: chloride transmembrane transport. Bases 205 to 2619 code for a protein of 804 amino acids. Gene Ontology annotation, molecular function: chloride channel activity. The transcript is spliced from 24 exons.
CAGGAGUACAGGUGAGGAGCAACAGUCAGAAAGCUACCUGCAACUACUUAACAAUGCGGAAGUGAGUAUCUGUGAGGUGUUGUUCUGAUGUAUGGCCCAGAUGGACGACGGUCUCUCCGGAACAGUGGACACCGACAGUAAUGUGCGCCAUUGGAUAUGACUGGACUCUCUCUCCGCAGUAGUAACGAGUAAUCCGCCCUCAUCAUGUUCUGCAGAAAAGCCAAGGAGGACAUCGAGCUGUCUGACAGGGAUUUCCCUCAAAGAUCUCCCCUUCUGCCCGUGUUGGCCCCCCAGAAGAGCUAUGACUACGUGCUGGUGGGCCAUAAGGACGAGGAGGCAGAGGGGGGCCAGGAGACCCAGAGGACCAUGAAGCAGAAGGCCUUCAUCGAGAUGCUGAGGAAGAAGAACAUCAAAGUGCUGGAAAUCCCCCAUGAUGACAAGUUGUUCUACGGUCUGCGGGCCCCCAACGAAGUGUUUGAGGACUACAAGUACCUGCUCAAGGUCUCUGACGCCUGCAACUGGAUCGAAGAACCCAAGGCGGUGGUCCCGCAGUCCACCCGGAUCCGGAUUGUUCACCACAUCCUGCAUCACACAUAUCUCGAUAAUGGAGAGGACCUUCAUGAGCUGCUGAAGAAGCAUGUGUUUGAGACGUUCUUCUGUCUCCACGAGAAAAGGGCCCAGAAGGAACUGAGGACCAACUGGGCCCGGUGGUCCAGCCUGUUCAUCCGCCAGCCGUUCAACGAAGUCAAGGCGUACUUCGGGGAGAAGGUGGCGCUGUACUACCUGUGGCUGGACUGGUACACCAAGCUGCUGGUCCCGGCCGCCGUGCUGGGGAUGCUGGUGUUCCUGUACGGCCUGGCCUUCUUCAACAGCAACCCGCUCAUUAAGGAGGUGUGUGAGUCUGACAUCAUUAUGUGCCCGCGCUGUGACAAGAGGUGCCCGGUUUGGAACCUGUCGGACACGUGUGCGUACGCCAAGGUCAGCCAUCUUUUUGACAAUGAGGCCACGGUGGCCUUCGCCAUGUCCAUGGCCAUAUGGGCCACCCUGUUCCUGGAGCUGUGGAAGAGGCAGCGGGCAAAACACGUGUCCAAGUGGAAGGUCUACGACUGGUGUGAGGAGGAGGAGGAGCUGAUCCUGGACAUCGUCAACGACCAGGACUGUAAACCCAAACACUUCAGGCACUCCUACCUCAGCAGCAUGCUGGUGUUGAUCCUCGUGACCCUGAUGCUGGUGGUGAUCAUCGGGAUCGCCCAUGCCAUCGUGGUCUUCCGCGUGGUGGCGGCCCCGCUGCUGUCGGAGGGCAGCUGGGAGUUCAUCCGGGACCACGCCAACACGGUGGCCGUGCUGCUGGGGGCCGUACUGCACUACCUCACCAUCCAGAUCAUGACCCGGGUCAACCGAUGGGUGGCCCUCAAGCUGUGUGACCUAGAGAGAACGCGCUCGUCUACGGCCACGGAGAGGAGCUUCACCGUGAAGAUGUUCACCUUCCAGUUCUUCACGCUGUUCUCCUCCCUGUUCUACGUGGCCUUCUUCAUGGGCAGGAUCAACGGGUACCCGGGGAGCUACGUCCGUGUGGCCGGGCGCUGGAGGCUGGAGGAGUGUCACCCCAGUGGGUGUCUGACGGACCUCUUCAUCCAGAUGGCUGUCGUCAUGGUGCUCAAGCAGACGCUCAACAACGUCUUUGAAUUCAUUGUGCCCUGGUGUAAGCAGUUCUUCCUGAGGAGGAAGGCAAAGAGGAUGGAGAGGAAGUGCGGGCACUGCUACAGGAAGACGUGUCGCGACGAGAGCGGCUGCGUGGAGCCGUGUGACGUCUGCAAGCUACGGAACUGGCUGCUCAACUACCACCUGGCUGACACAAACGCCUUCAGCCUCUUCAACGAGUUCCUGGAGAUGGUGGUCCAGUUUAGCUUCACCACCAUCUUUGUGGCGGCCUUCCCCCUCGCUCCCCUCCUCGCUCUCCUCAACAACAUCUUUGAGAUCCGUCUGGACGCCAUCAAGAUGAUCAGCCUUGAGCGCCGGCUGGUCCCCAAGAAAACCAACGACAUCGGUAUCUGGACCAACGUGCUGGAGGCCAUUGGGGUGCUGGCGGUGAUCGCCAACGGCCUGGUCAUCGGGAUCUCCUCCGACUUCAUCCCCCGCCUGCUGUACCGCUACUACUACGGGCCCUGUGCUGUCAGCGGGGUCUACACAAACUGCAUGAAGGGCUACAUCAGGAACACGCUGUCCACGGCCAACCUCAACGAGACGCUGGUCCGGAAGGACUUCAUCACCGCCCAGCUGAUGACCGACGGCCUCAACGUCACGCAGUGCAGCUAUAGGGACUACAGGCACCAUGAAGACUACACUCUGACCUCCCAGUUCUGGCUCAUACUGGCUGUGCGCUUUGCCUUCAUCAUCCUCUUCGAGCACGUGCUGGUGGUGUGUAAGUUCAUCGCCGCCUGGUUCGUACCCAACAACCCGCUGCAGGUGAAGAACCAGCGACUGGAGGACAAGCAGAAGAGGCUGAAGGAGGAGCUCCGCCAGAGGAGAAUCAGAACCGCAGCAGGUGUAAAUAUCCCAUGUUCACAGACGUCCUCACAGUGGUGUCCCGUUGCUGAGCCAGAGGAACUGAUUUGGUGAAGCUGGUUGUCAGGUAUUCAUUUCUUUCCGCUCCUAACCUGACGUCUUGGAUGUGGAUGUUGAUGCUCUGAGCCUGCAGCCUAGGGACCGUUUCUUUUAAAGACUUAAAGCCAAAGCUCCACGACGUCUUCACACGCUCCUCAGACCUGUCGCCUGGUGGCCAAUGGUUCACACACUCCGUCAGGCUCCAUCUACGGCCAACCUCUGAACGUGGAUCCUAACCGCUCUACCCAUGGCACUCGAUGACGAGCUGUCUGGAAGGUAGAGCAAAUGCUGUUCUGAACAUCUCUGGUUCUGUGUUGCUGGAGACCUCUUGACGGGAUCUUUAACACACUCUUCUACGGGACCAGAGAGCGACAGCAUACACAUUUAUCCCCUUGUUUAUUUUUAAAAAGUGUAAAUUAGGUGAGCCACGUUUAUCUUUACUAAGUACUUAAAUCCAAACCAAUAGACUGGGCAUUCUCUCCUCGUAUCUCUUCUGUUUCUUACUUUCAUAGUAUUUAUACGAUUUGAACCGGCUGUGUUGUCCUUGAUGGCGUUUUUUGUUCUGUUUGUUUUUUCUAAAGCACUGCCAGCGUUUGACAUGUUUUACUGCUCCAGUUUAGAUUAAACUCCUGCCAGCACAUGCCUGCAUGGGUCUGUAAUGUUUUUAAUGAGGAAUAAUUCAAUGUAUGGAUAUGCAUAUACAACCUGACUCAUAUUUUAGACACUGAAGGUAUGUUAUGGACUUCAUUUGUAUGAAUGCAUCACAUAAUGUCCUGUAAAAGCAUACGAUGAGGAGAUGCUAGGAUGUCUGGGUGUAUUACAGCUGAAUCCGGGCUGAUCCGUUUGGCCACACGGGGGAGCUACAGGCUACUCAUCUGUCACUUCUGAAAUUCGGCUACUCCUCCCAACCACCGUGUUUAUGCUGCCUUCGUGUGGUGGCUAAUAGAUCUGCACCUGCCAAGCUCAUAACGUUGACCGUUUCAUUAUAAACCAAUGUAAUGGUUAUAUCUGGCCACAACCCAUUUUUAAUUGGUGUCUGUUAGAUGAGUAUGAAAUACCUCACUUUCUACUUAAGAUGCACAAAACAGGACGUUACAAAACUCGGAAACUCCUCAAGACGACCCUUAAGGAGAGAGGUCAUGCUGACGGAGGUCUGUCAGCAAGUGUCUGCAACAUCGACCCUUUAAACAACUGGUGCAAGUCUGAAUAAAUCACACCAGUGUUGUGUUGAGCGUAACACCGGGAGCUGUGGUCCACAGCAGGAAAAGGGGAGUGUAUUCAUCCUACUGUACACCAGCAGAGCCACUUCCCUCCACGUAGCGGUUCUCCAUUGUUGUGGCUGUUUGGCCGGGCACUGAUCCCGGCACAGAUUACGCUCCUGUGUUCGGGUCCUGGCCCCAAAUUCCAUCUCUUCCCCCCCCCCCCCCCCCCCCCCUCCUGCUUCCCGUUGACCAGAGACUCACAGCUGUGGCCUCCGCUCGGUCUUCCCCUACACUCCCCUCUCUCCACUCCCCCUCCCUUCUCUUUGUCUCCACUCUGAGCACCCCUCCCAACCCUUUCUUUCCCUCCCCUCUCUCUCCCUCCCUCCCCUCUCUCCCCCUCCCCUCUCUGUCUCCCCUUGCACUCUGACUCUCCUCUUCCAGAGAAGUCCUUCUUUAGCCUGAUGGCCAUCUCUCAUUAACCCGUCUCAACCCCUCAGUCUCCAGAUGCUAUCAGCUGAGGUUACAUUCCCUUGGCCCUUUUCUGUUUUUCCACACACUCCCCAAAGUCGUCUUUUUCCCUCAGCCAGCGGCAUCCCAGUCUGUUCACAGGCCUUAUUUUUACAGUGAAGUGUUACAGUGAACUGUUACAGUGAGCUGUUACGUGUUGGAUCAGUGCAGUACUGUACCGUUUCAUUCCCCCAGUGGUACUGUAUCAUGUUGGUUAAAGUUCCCCAUAAAUUAUGUAAAUACUGCCUUCCCACGUGUUUGAUUACAGUGUAAACUAUUCACAACAAUGAAUGUAAAACAUUAUGCAAAGAAACACGACACGACACAACAGUACGAAUUGGAUGGAUGGAUUUCCUUACACACAAAAAAAAGUGUAUGCAUGAAUGUAUGCAUCUUUCUAUAUAUAAAGAUAUCUAUAUAACUACACAAACUAUAGAUCAUUAAUGAAAAUCAAUCAUCCCCAAGGUUAUUGCUUUUAAUGUCACACAUUUCGUGAAACAUGUACAUCUCUACCAGCGUUAGCUUGUUUGAAUAGAAAAAAUAUACCAACAGCAGAGAUAAAGCCAAUUUAUAAUUAUUACAAAACCAUUGCAUCAAUAAAGCGAUCAGUUCAUCAAACCACAGGGACAGCCAUGGCCGGUUAUGACUGUGACUGUGUGCCUGUUGACGUCCAGAAGAUGUCUCACCCUCGCUGGGUCAGUGAUGUUAUUAUGAUCUAUUGAUCUCCUGCUCCUCCCCCUCUAUGAAUGCAUAGAUCAGGUAGUACCUCAAUGUAAGGGAACACACAUUUGAAGCCUAAAAAGAU